AUAAUUCCAAAAUCAAGCAAUCCAUGAGCUGAAAUGUCAAACUCAAAUUCCCAUCCUUCCACCGACUCGAAUUACACAACUUCAGUCUUUUCUGAUAAUUCAUACUGUUAACAUCGUUCGGCAAUCCAAAAUUCCCAGCGGCCUUUCAUUUUGGUCCGAAUAUAAUCCAAAAAUUAUUCUACCCCGUUCGGUUUUUGGUUAAGAAAAAAAAACAAAUUUUUUUUCGAAAUUUUCGAUUCGAAAUUAGACGCGAGAAGAUGUCGAACGGCGGAUACUCCUUCUGGAACGGCCAACCCGUUAACGCUCCCGUAUACCCGCAGAUGGGGGAUCUGAUGCAGCCGACCGGCCAGCCGACAGCCGGCGGAUCCGGUGGCGGACCUUCUGCCGCCGGCUUCAGUGGACAAAUGCCAGGUGCAAUGGGAUUCGGCAACUCUGGCGGAGCUUCAGCGUCUUCAUCCCAAGGCGGAGGACACUCGCAGCGCGGCAUGUCCGGCAUGUCUGGCAUGUCGGCCGGAAUGGCCGGAAUGGCCGGAAUGGCUGGUAUGGGAAUGCAAAUGCCCAUGCCCAGUUCCCAAAUGGGAAUGGGCGACUACGGCCAUGGGAGCAUGCCCAUGAGCGGCACGGUCAGCUCUCCACUUACCUGCAAUCUGCCCCAGAGCUUCUUCGGGCAGUCGCAAGGACCCUACGAGCCCUGCAUCGACAACGGAGAGGCCUUCUGCGCCUACAACGGCAUGGACAUGAGCAUGAACUACGGCGGCGGUGGUGCCGGUGGCUCCAUGUCCGGUGGUAAGGGUGGUUUCUGGUAGAGGUUCUGGGAGAGAACCACCAUCCACCAAACGCCAUCCAAGCGCCACAUAAAUGGGUCGAGAGGAUCUCAGUUUCCAGAAAGCCCAACCUUCCACAAGUGCCUCGAAAUUGUCAGUUGGCCGUUCAAAUAAAAUUAUUGUUCACUUAAUCUUAAAA
Messenger RNA from Drosophila ananassae, 963 nucleotides. RefSeq names its product keratin, type I cytoskeletal 9. Lineage: Eukaryota; Metazoa; Arthropoda; Insecta; Diptera; Drosophilidae. The coding region runs from base 258 to 806 and encodes 182 amino acids. The transcript has a single exon. The record is from RefSeq and is a predicted model, not a curated record.